Messenger RNA from Mercurialis annua (annual mercury), 766 nucleotides. RefSeq names its product STS14 protein. The record is from RefSeq and is a predicted model, not a curated record. NCBI's taxonomy places the organism in Eukaryota, Viridiplantae, Streptophyta, Magnoliopsida, Malpighiales, Euphorbiaceae. The transcript has a single exon. The coding region runs from base 68 to 604 and encodes 178 amino acids.
GUUCGAUUUUUGCACAUAUCCAACUCAUAUAUAGAGUAUACACCAAACUCAAGAUAACAAAACAAAAAUGGCUUCUCCCUUGCUUCCUCUUCUAAUACUAGUCAUCUUCCAUGGCUACACAUCUCUUGAAGCAGCAUCACAGGCACCACCAUCGCCGCCGCCACAGCCGCCAUUAUCAGCUGCAGCAAGAGAUUUCCUAGCUGCACACAACCAGGCCAGAGCUUCAGUUGGUGUCACUCCUCUAAAAUGGAGUGAAACCCUAGCAAAUGCAACCAACAAGCUAGUCAGAUACCAAAGAAACAAAAUGGGCUGCCAAUUUGCCAACUUAACUAACAGCAAAUAUGGUGGAAACCAAUUAUGGGCCAGUGGCUUGGGUGUCACUCCACUGAUGGCUGUUGAUAAUUGGGUUCAAGAAAAGGUUUAUUAUAAUCAUAGUACUAAUACUUGUGUGCCAAGUCAUCAGUGUGGUGUUUAUACUCAAGUUGUGUGGAGAAAAUCUUUGGAGUUGGGGUGUGCUCAAGGCUUUUGUGUUAAGGAACAAGCUAGUUUGACUGUUUGUUUUUAUAAUCCUCCUGGUAAUUAUGUAGGUGAGAGUCCUUAUUAGCUAGAGAGUUAAUUAAAUAAUUUUAGUGGUUUAAUUUAGUAUUUGUGUUAGUGUUUUGUUUGUGAAAUGGAUUUUAAGAUUGAAUGUUUAUGUGAUUUGUGAUCUUGGGUAGUGAUUAUGUUGUUAAUCUAUGUCUUAAUUAUGUUUUGAAGUUUUCUUUAA